AUGCCCAGUGGGACCGUCCGGGGCUCGCUCUGGCUUGUUCCGAGGCGCCCGCCGGGAGCUGCAACCCCUGCGAGUGGGCGGGGCCGAGAAGACCUAGGAGGGUUCAAAAGGAGGUGGAGGGAUACACGGACCAUUGUCGGAACUACUUUCAGGAGGCGGUCACGUGUGUUCCUAGUUGGGGAACUUUCCAAAUUCCCACUCCCCUAUAAUAGCUGGGAAGGCGAGUGGUUCGCUUCCAUCGCCCCGGGUGCGCUCGCCCUGUGCAGGCAGCGCUCAGAAGAGCCACGCGCCGGAGCGCCGGAGCGCUGUCGGGGCUGACGCCUGGGAAGCUGGUUACACAAGCACCCACAUCCAAGCACGUGCCCCCGCCUUCCCGCACGCUGGCUGCCACCGCUGCUUCUUGCAGACAUGGGAACGAGAGUUCCCCAGCUCGUCUCACCCUUCGCCUGCUACCCACAGAGCAAACUAAAUGUCCGAGACCGGAGACGCUAGCUCUGGAUCGGCUAACACUGCGCAUUCACUACCGUAGGA
This is a messenger RNA of Molossus molossus (Pallas's mastiff bat), 531 nucleotides long. RefSeq names its product killin, p53 regulated DNA replication inhibitor (gene KLLN). Lineage: Eukaryota; Metazoa; Chordata; Mammalia; Chiroptera; Molossidae. The record is from RefSeq and is a predicted model, not a curated record.